Molecule: messenger RNA, 7761 nt
Organism: Bemisia tabaci
Lineage: Eukaryota; Metazoa; Arthropoda; Insecta; Hemiptera; Aleyrodidae
Biological process (GO): P granule organization; piRNA processing; spermatogenesis
Cellular component (GO): P granule
Molecular function (GO): metal ion binding
Source: RefSeq, a predicted model, not a curated record
CCGUUUGCAUUGUGGCUACUAAUGACGUAAAAAUAUACAUUCCUUCUAUCAUGUGUGCUUUCCUUCCCUGUCAACAACCAAAAAACUAUAUCGUGAUUCGUGAUUGAUAUUUGCUAUCAGUCAAGGUAGAUUGGCUCAGAUUGGCUAAAGUGUAUCCCGUCCCGUCCCGUCAUCUAACUCAUGAUCUACCAUAACUCUUCACAGUUCACCGCGCACAUGCCAGGAUUUGCAGAUUAACAUUGACCGGAGCCAGUUAUUGACAGAAGACGCUUCCUUCCAAUUCGUAUCUCAAAAUUAUUCAAAACAGAUCCUAAUGUCCUCUGCUGGUGUGUCUGGACUCCAACUGCAUUUAAGUAUGGGUUUUUAAAGGAAAAAGGAAGAAUAGAAACCCUGAUGAUGUCUUCUUAAACUGACAAUGGGUCAUCAAAGUAGAAGCAGGAUCAUGGAAGAUGAUAUCAUUCUUAAACUACAAGCAGUUGUUGAUGAGUGUGAUGCUGCUUUUCGAAAAAUUGAAUCCCUAAAACAGCAGUGCACUCAUUUUCUGACCGACUGUUCUGAGGUUGGGCAAAGUGUUUUUAGCCAGCACAACUACACUAAAAUUGAUGAACAGCUAUCAAAAGUUCUCUCUCAUUUUGAGCAAAUCAAAUCAACUGACCUGUGCCUAAAAGAUGAAGUAUUUAGUUAUGCAAUUCCUCAUCAUCCGAAAGACUCAUCAAAUGCAGACCCUAAUAACUGUCCUCUAUAUGACAUGGAAUAUGUUACUGGAGAAAAACCUUGGUUGUUUAUGUUGAAGUACAUCAAGGAUGACAGAUGGCGCAUCUUGAAAAGAGCGCUCAUGAAAAAUCUGAGUGAAAAUUCACUGCAGCCUUACGGAAGGACGCCAGAGCAUGGAUCUCAUGUAUUAUUUUGUGAACGGAACAGAGUUUCAAGAGGCCUAGUUUUGCAGAUUCUCCCACCGCAGGCUGAUGGGAUUGAGAGUGUCAAACUUCUUGACGUAGACACAAAUGCAAUUAAAUUUGUGCAAUCAAAUCAACUGUAUCAUGUUAACCUCAUAGCAGCAAGUGUUCACUCGCAAAUACUUCAUUGUUGUCUUGAAAAUGAAUCUAAUCCCGCAAUGUGGCCAGGUGAAUUGAAUAAUAUUUUUGCGGAUGCAUUACGCGGCAGUUUGUUGCGGGUCAGACUACUUGGCAAACAUAUCGAGGAUGACAUUGAAACCACAUUUGUUCCAACGUAUUCUGUGAGAAUUCUUGCCCUGAAAACAGAUGAUAAUGUAGUUAUAGAUAUCAAUGAGUGGAUAUUGAAUCAUGUUUUUCCAGCUUUAGUGCAAUCCAAGGGCUCUUUUCAGUGCAUCGAUUUAAAAAUCUUCGAUCCAUACAGGUAUUGUCUGAGUGAUUCAGAAGCCGAGGAAAUCCUGAAAGGCGACUCAGAUGACCGCCUUGCCGACUUUGAUGAUUAUCAAAUUGACACCAUGAGCGUGACUAGUGAAGUAACCAACCAAAGCGUGUUCACUCAUAAUCGUACUUCAACUCCGGUCUCUUUUGGUCAAAGUCAAAAAAUUGGGAGUCUUUCGCCACAUGCUCCAGUAUUCACUUGCUUUGGGACAAGCACUAAAUCCAGCUCUGUAGAAACUGACAAUAAUGUUGAUACAAAAUCAGCUCCAACUGUUACAAAACCAGCUUCAGAGGUUCCAAAACCAGAACCAACCUACACAGAACCAGCCUCUGUUAUUACAAAACCAUCUUCUAGUGAAGACAUUGAUACUAGUUCAGUAGCCUCAUCGAUUAUCAGUGAAGCCUCUGAUGGAACAGUGCGAUCAGUGAUCUCAUCUCUCUCCUCAGCUGAUGUGAAAGAUGUGACCUUAGCAGCCUUGCUUGACAGUGUCCCUGAUGUUAGUAACAUUUUAAGUCAUGUUUUCUCAAAAGAUAACUGCCAUGAUAUAGAUGAAGAUAUUCAAGAUGAAGAAGCCUCUGCCCCUGCAAGUCAACAUGAAACUCAAAUUUCAUCCCAAGUUGUCUCAGAAAGGGACAAUGUAGAACGAAACUCACCAAUACCUGUGGAUCCUGCAGAUGUUAUAACAGCAAACAAAGAACAACCAGUGACCAAGCCCCAUUCAGUCCAAAUAGAACCAAAGGAAAGACAGACAAAAACUACUGUAAAAUCCCAUACUGCACCUCUCAAGUCCUCCCAACCAAGUCAGCAAUCAAGCACUAGUUUUUCAAACGAUCCUCUUCUCUUCUCGAGACCUCCCUCUACGGCCCCUCCAACUUCUUAUCCUCCUGGAUUCGGAACCACCCGACCUCAAUACCAUCAACCUCAAUACCAUCAGGGUCCUCCUCCACCCUCGAUGGUACGGCCACCAAUUUACGGUAGCUAUCAAGGUGCCAGUAUCUACAUGUCUGGCCAGUAUCAGAGUCCGAUGUUUUAUAAUUAUAAUCAGACGGCACCUCCUCAAUUCAACAUGAACUACUACGCGCAGCAGCCUCGCUUUAACCCAUCACCGAUGAUUAACCCGCAACAAGUUUUCAAUCCUAUGAUAAACUCUGUGCAAAUAAGUCAACAUCCUCCAAUUAGUGCAGCUCAACAAUCUACCUAUCAGCAUCUAGCACAGCUUCCGAUCGUUCCAGUGGCAUCGAGUCAAAAUUCACAGCCAUCAAACAGUUCGGGAAGUAAUGUAAUAGCCAGUGAAAUGACCAACACCAAAAUCAACCGUAAAGCCAAAGUAAUGGAGAAGGUUAAGGAAACUAUCAGUUGCAAAAACUCCAACGAUAGCAAUAGUUCCAAAGACUCUUUAAAUUCAGUUGAAAGUAAAGGGAAAGACACUCCGAAUCCGAGCAGGAACUCAUCCUUAGAACCCACCAAAAAACCUUCAUGGUCUGUCAAUGACUUAGGAAACAGCUCAAAGGAUCCUUCCACUUCUACAAUUUCCAAGCCUCUAUCUACAAUCGUUCCAACAUUCUACAUCCCUGCCUCAAAAGACUGUAUUCCCAAAGACACCACGUUAUCAGGGAUUUUAACCUACUACAUUUCUCCGCAGUCCUUUUACAUCCGAUUAAACAAUGAGAAGUCUCAGGAUGGCGAUCGGCUAACGCAGGAAAUGGCCGACUACUAUUCAGACCCAAAAAAUAUCAUUGAGUUUAUGUCAAAGGAUGAAGCAAAAUCUGCUCUUGGUGACUAUGCUGCUUGUCUAUGGUCAACAGAUUGCAAGUGGUAUCGUGUUGAAUUACAAGAUUGGAAUGUGGAUUCUGAGUCUGUUCGAGUUUUUUACAUAGAUUAUGGUAAUUAUGAAAAUGCUCACUGGACCAGUCUUCAACCUCUAACAAAGAAAUUUGCCAAACCUGAAAAAUUAGCCAUCAAAUGUGCAUUAGGACGUGUUAGACCAGUCGCAUCCUCUGGAUGGGAAAUACCAGUUCAUGAUUUCAUUAAAUCUUUGUACCGCCCCGAAUGGAAUGUCUUGAUUAAAGUAGAAGACACUUACAAUUCUGAAAUUUUUGAAACAAUGAUUGUUGAUCUUGCCUAUCCACAGCAGUACGAAAACAAAACCAUUCGUGAUCUCCUCAUAGAAAACAACCAUGCUUGCCUCGAGGAAAGCGAAGUAACAUUCUAUGAGAAAUGGAAACCCAUGGAAGAAGAUUUUAACUCUGUGCGCAAUUCUUAUGAAAUUGACGACGAUGAUGCUGUCCAAGCUAUCGCAGGAUACAAACCCACUGAUGACUCUAGAAUCUGUAAAUUUUAUGCUGAAAAAGGCUUCUGCUGGAAGCAAGAGAAGUGUAACAAGGAGCAUUCUCUAGUUGAUCCAGAUGUUUUCACAACAGACAAGAUUCCAGUCUUCUCCUCAGCUUUUAAUCAAUUAGAACCACCUCUUCGUAAUAGUGAAUGGAAAGUCAAAGUCAAUGAUGUGGUCUCCUUAAAUAGAUUCUAUGCCCAUUUGCCUUCGCACAUGACCCGAUUGCAUUUGGGUGAAGGUGUACACAUGGAUCUCAGCAAUUUGCAUGGAGAAUUAAAUAAUCCAACUCAUGCAAGAUGUUUCAAACGUGUAACAAUAAAGCCUGCUCCUGGAGAGUUGGUGCUAGCCAAACAUGAUGAUUACUGGUAUCGUGCUCGUGUCCAGUUCAGUGAUGAGAACAAUGGAAAUUCAUUUAAGGUUUUCUUUGUUGAUUGUGGAACUACAGCUGAUGUAUCUUUGGUAGAUCUCCGUCAAAUGGAUGCCGCAUUUCUCAAGUUACCCUUCCAGGCUGUACUUUGCAUAAUCACGAAUAUUAUCCCAAUGGAGGGUCUGAGCCAGCAGGAUCGUGAUAAUGGAGUGGCCUUUCUGGAUGGCCUCUUAGCCGAUGGCAAACCCUUAGUCAAAGUCAUUGGAUCGGAGCCAGGCGAUAUACUUACUUUAGAAGUUCUAGUCAAGACUAAGGACAAAGACGUUGGAGAUGCCAUGAUUGAAGCAGGCUUUUGUGAUUUCAAGGAAAUAGUUCCCUCUAAAAGCUCCUCCUCAAAGGUACCAAUACCAGGAUAGUGUCAGCUCAGAAAAAAGGAAAUUACUUACUUUCAAAAUGAACAAAUAAAUAGAAGAAAUAGUAUUAUAUAGCUGACUUAGAUGGCUCAACACUCUUUUAAAAUUCUUGAGUGGGAGUUGUGAAUUAUUUCAUCUUUUUUUUUUUUUUUUGGUCGAUGGUUGGACCAUUUUACUUUAGCACUGCCACUAGUCUUGUGUAUAUAAAAUUGGCCCAAAAAUGAGUAAUCCAAACUGUUCCUUUAUUAUAAAACAUGCUCAGAAUUUUUAUACAGUAAUCAAAACAUUUUUGUCCAUGUGUUUGUUAAAAAAAUAAGGAAAGAAGAAAACAAAUUGAAAUGGUUGCUGUUUCAUAACAGCUUUUAGCACCUAUCUCUCCUGCCUAUGUACUUAUGUAAUGGCCUUUUUGAAGUAGGAUGGCAAAGGGCAAUGUUCAAGCACUUACAGUUUUUUUUCCUCCAAUACUCGCCUUGGGAGGCUAGUCAACUGCCCUUUGCAGGGUUUUUUUCUUAAUCUUUUUUCUUCUUAUUUAAUCAAUUUAUAUGUAUAAUACGUAACAUUCAAGUUUAUUUUUAUACUGAGAAUUCCAUGACUAAAGCCAAUCCCUUUUUAAUACUCCUCAAAAGGCAAUGGUCUCUCAAGAUCUGAUCUCAAUUUUAAGAAGAUUCGUCUCUUUCAAAAGCAAUGAUUUCAAUAUUUCUCAAUUGCAAACAAAGGAAUAAAUGGGUCAGUUAGAACUCAGGUUUCUGCAGACAUAUAUCCUCUCAUAUCUAAAGUCUAGUAAUGGAUAUUGGAAUUUCUGCAAUUUUUUGCGAAUGAAGAUCACACACCUGUUCAAUUAACAAUGAACUUUCAGAUGAGAUUGGAUCAAACUCCAAAAGACGGCUCUGUAGAUUAUUGCUGCAGAUGUUAGGAUAACUCACAUUACUACCCUAACAUUGUGAUAAAACUCUCUCCUUUUUUUGGAUAGAUAAUAAAAUUCAUAGCCACUCAAACAUGAAAAUACCACAUUUAAUCGGAAAACCACCUGUCCGCAUGUCAGUUAAAUUCUGCAUUGUUUUUUGUGCAGCAGUUUAAAGGAUUUAAGCCUCAGCUGCAUGUUAUUCGUAUAAACCGCAGUUGUAAGAAGAGAAAAGAGGGAAACAAAAAACUAAGAGAAAUAAACAAGUUAUAGAAGAAAAACCUGAGGAAGGAACAUAUGAAACUUAGCAUGUAGAUGAAGACUCAGAAAAUUAAAACACAAUGUUCAGGAACAGCAUUCUCAAGUGCUGCGCGUGGACACAGUUAUGCUCCUACAUAAGUCUGCAGGCAGUGGAGACUCGUUUUCUUGACAGUUGUGAAGCAGCAAAAUUCCAGGAAGUUUUUUUUCCUCUUUUUUCAUAGAGUCUUUUGCUGAAAUUUUUGAUCAGUAAUUGACGAUUUUGGGAUUAUUUUAUCAUUUUUUGUGAAACUCUCAGAUUUCAAGUGCCUCUUAGUUUGAAAGAAAGAAAUUGACCUUGUAAAUGGAGGAUUCGAUCAUCUCAAUUUUCAUGUUUUAUCAAGAGAUCUGUAUCAAUUUUAAAUUUAUAUGUGCUCCAAUUUUAAGGGUCCUAGAUUCUCAUGCUUUAAGUGAGUUCACCCUUGAUGAUAAUUACUGUACUCUCAACUAAAGUGAACAUUUUCCGUCCACAAAUCUUGUCCUACAAAUGAACAUCUCAGCAAUGCCCCUCAGCUUUAAAUCAUUUUAGUUAAACUUAAAAAGUCACUCAUAUUGGUGCUAAACACAGAAUAAAUUGCAACAUUUGUAAGAUAAACUAAAAUUUUCUGUAAGAUUUUUGUAAAAUGUUUGUCGAAAGUUACUAAAGUUAAGUUACAAAAUACUCAAGAAGUGCACAGCAGCAUUUUUACGUAAAAAAGAACAAGAAAUGUUGCCUAACUCACAUAUAUUAACAGUUUUUCUCAGAGUUUUCCUCUUGAAAUUAAUGAAUUUUUAAACAGCCAUUGCUACUAAGGUCAUUAUCGAUGCUUUCAUCAAUCCUCAUGUGGUAUUUAAGUAGCCUUCUGAAAGAUCUGUUGCUUUAAAAUUCUUGACAUUUCAAAUCCAAUAUUAUGGUAAUGAGCAUAACAGUGGUACUUGUACCUAGCAUUAUUGAACAUUAAAAUGGGCGUAUUUGUAAGAAUUUGUAUUUAUUUCUAUAAAAUGGGCAUAUUUUUCAUUGAGGGGUUGAUCAAUAGUUUAUCCUAUUUCAAAUGGGAGCUUUAUUCUUGUGAGUUUGCUGGAAUUAAAUGACUGAUAGUGAUGUAAUACUUGUUUAAAUACACAUAAAGGUACCUCUCCUGCAGGAAAAAUGAUGGAGUUAUCAAUUUAGCAUUACAGGAGAAUCUUAAAUUUUAAGGAUUAAAAAAUGAUCCAUGGUCUUCAAAAGCCAAGACGCAUCGAGUUGCAAAUUAGAAUACAAUGUUAUCGUUUCGGAAACAUUGAUUUUUAUUUUAUUGUAUUUAUUUCUUUCAGUAUGUACUUAUUUUUGGUAAUUUUUUAUUUUUCCUACAAAUUUCUUGAAUUGGUUUUUCCAAUAAAGAUGUGGGGUGUUCAAUCACAACAAGAUAAUAUGACAAUAUCAGUGAAAUCAAUUUUUCAAGGUUUGUGAUUAUUUACCUUAGUUUCCUCAUAAAAUUUCACCCACAGCUCUUCUAGACUUUUUCCAAUUUUUUAAGUCAGUGCAAGUAUCAUGACUUUUCGGUUUAUUAUUUAUGUUUUGUUGUUUUAAUUUUUCUCAUCUGUUCUUUAUUCUCUAAGUAUUAAUUUUUUUCUCUAAAAAAUUAAUAGUCACUUAUUUUUUAUAGAUAUAUUUAUAUUAAGGCUACACACUUUCAUUCAUUCUAAUUAUGUAUGUUAAUUUUACUAUAGAGUUAUAUUUUAUGUAUGGUUUUCUUAAAUUCAUUUGUCUCUUUAAAUUAUGUAAGUAUGUAUUUUAGCACCUACCAGUCAAGACAAGUUGUACCUAAGACUUGGUAUCAAAUAUUGGACUUUAGCACAAGAAAGUUUAAUCCUUAGUGGAAGAUUCUGAACUAAUAUUACCGAGAUAUAAUGCGAUAUUGUUUUCUCAUCUUUUGAAUUGUGUUUAAGACAUGUAAAGAAUCCUCCUGUCCAAUGCAAAUUAUCAUACACCAAUGAGUGUCAACUUAGUACAAAUAUUUGUAUGAUUUUGUUUCAUGCAAGUGAAAAAUUUUGUACAUGCAUAUUGUUCUCGUAUGCCAAUAAAUCUCUAUUUUGAUAA